Messenger RNA from Fraxinus pennsylvanica, 852 nucleotides. NCBI's taxonomy places the organism in Eukaryota, Viridiplantae, Streptophyta, Magnoliopsida, Lamiales, Oleaceae. The record is from the annotation of a GenBank genome assembly.
AUGAGGCGUAUUGAGCGGUUGCCAGAAGCCAUUCACAGUUCCGUGCGUUCGGGGAUUGUGAUAUGUGAUUUGACACGGAUUGUGGAGGAGCUGGUUUUUAACAGCCUUGAAGCGGGUGCUACUAAGGAUCUCGUAUCACUCUUCUAUUGUUCCAUCAGGUUGGUGGACAAUGGAUCUGGUAUUACGAGGGAUGGAUUGUUGCUGCUAGGAGUACAAUAUGCCACUUCAAAGAUUGACCACUUGGCUGUUAUGGAUGGUACUGGAAGUUUCCAAGGCGAAGCUCUAGGCUCCAUUUCUGAUGUUUCUUUGUUAGAAAUUGUGACAAAAGCACGUGGGAUGCCAAAUGGUUAUCGCAAGGUUAUGAAGGGAUGCAAAUGUUUGCAUCUUGGAACCCAUGAUGAGAGACACGAUGUGGGCACUACAGAGAAACAGAUUGGUUACCUUUACCCUUUCGUGGUGAAGAAAGUCCUACAAACUUCUCAGUACCCUCAUCACAAUCCACUCUGCCAGGCUGAUCAUGAAUAUAGAAAACCUCGUAGUAGGAACCAAGACACAAUGUCUGCCACUGACAAUAAGAGAAGCUCAAGAAGCAGCUAUUCAGCUCCACCAUUUUACAGAGGCAAGAAGAGAUUUUUGGCUUUGAGUGUUUCUUCGACAAUGGUGUCUGAGAAAAUCAAUUCCCAGACUUCAUGCGGCUAUUUUUUUCUUCCAGAUUGCAAACUGCAGAAGAAAGACAAAACACAUGAGUGCUUGCAAUAUGAAGUCUGGAAUUUUGAAAUCAACUGGAACUCUGGAUUCUGGGAGAAAUGGAGGAAUGAUUCUCUAAACACUGGGUGGAGGCUUAUCACAUAA